Molecule: messenger RNA, 810 nt
Organism: Schistosoma guineensis
Lineage: Eukaryota; Metazoa; Platyhelminthes; Trematoda; Strigeidida; Schistosomatidae
Source: the annotation of a GenBank genome assembly
AUGGUGAUCAGUUUAAUCGAUUCAAUUCCUAAAGAAACACCUAAUACUACUACUACUACUAAAACUACUUCUGCUACUACUACCACUAUUAUUAUUAUUACUACUACUACCAAUACUACCACUACUACUGUUAAUACCACUACGACUACUACUACUACUACUACUACUACUACCACUAGUACUGCUACUACUACCACUACGACUACUACUACUACUACUACUACUACUACUACUACUGCUACCAAUACUACUACUACUACUACUACUACUACUACUACUACUACUACUACUACUACUACUACUACUACUACCACUACGACUACUACUACUACUACUACUACUACUACUACUACUGCUACCAAUACUACUACUACUACUACUACUACUACUACUACUACUACUACUACUACUACUACUACUACUACUACUACUACUACUACUACUACUACUACUACUACUACUACUACUACUACUACUACUACUACUACUACUACUACUACUACUACUACUACUACUACUACUACUACUACUACUACUACUACUACUACUACUACUACUACUACUACUACUACUACUACUACUACUGCUACCAAUACUACUACUACUACCACUUCUACUGUCACUAACAUUACUACUUCUAAUAAUAAUAAUGAUACUAAUGAUAAACAUUGUCAUUAUCAUUAUUCCUUUAGAAGAAACAACAGAUCAUGUGAUAGGCUCUUGUUUAUUGGUAUGUUUUAUUUUUCUUUCUCUAAAAAGAAAGAAACAAGCAAACAAACAAACAAAAAAAAACACUCAUCUUAUGAUUAG